Sardina pilchardus (European sardine) is the source of this 3415-nucleotide messenger RNA. RefSeq names its product glucose-6-phosphatase catalytic subunit 3 (gene g6pc3). Bases 213 to 1232 code for a protein of 339 amino acids. Gene Ontology annotation, biological process: gluconeogenesis; glucose 6-phosphate metabolic process. The record is from RefSeq and is a predicted model, not a curated record. NCBI's taxonomy places the organism in Eukaryota, Metazoa, Chordata, Actinopteri, Clupeiformes, Clupeidae. The transcript has 8 exons. Gene Ontology annotation, molecular function: glucose-6-phosphatase activity. Gene Ontology annotation, cellular component: membrane.
UGCUGCCCCAAUUUAAGACUUGCUGCACACAACAAUGGCAGACACUUGAGAAGAAGUGCGGAGCGCGGUGCAGUAAAUGACUGCUGCAAGCCACUGCAAGAGUACAUGGAAGACAGAAGAGGAGUCCUAAUACUGAGGAGGAAUUAUUCUAUCGUUGGUUAUAACAACACCAGGGACGUGCGGCCUGUAGUGUCAUCUGUCAACAGCUAGCGAUGGAUGCCAUUCAUACCCAGGGAAUUUGGAUAGCAGAGUCCUUGCAGCUGUCAACGAAACAAUAUGAGCACAUAUGGCUCUUCGCAUCUCACAUGGGUGACCCGAAAGCGGCGUUCUUGUUGAUAUUUCCUCUGACUUACUUCUUCAGCCGACAAACUGGCGUAGCCGUGGUCUGGGUUGCUGCUAUAUCGGAGUGGCUCAACCUGGUGUUCAAAUGGAUUCUUUUCGGAGAACGGCCAUACUGGUGGAUAAAGGAAUCCGGCCUGUUUGAGAAGAACCCGCCUCAACUACAGCAGUUUCCCUCUACCUGUGAAACAGGACCAGGUAGCCCCUCUGGUCACAUGAUGAUCACGGGAGCGGUGUGGUGGGUGAUGGUGUCCUCCUUGGCCUCAAGAAUACAUGCUUUGACAGGCAGUAAGCUGGCGGCUAGCGUGCCGUACUUGAUCUACGUCCUGCUGCUGGGGGUCAUCGGCCUCUCUCGGAUCUUCAUACUGGCCCAUUUCCCUCACCAGGUCAUUGCUGGGUUCCUGACCGGUAUUGCUCUUGGUGUGUACCUGAGUCGCUCCAUUCCGAAAUCCCAGUCCUUGCUCUUCUUCCUGCGCAUUAGCAUGGGAAUAGUGGUGGGAACGCUGGGACUCCACACCGCCCUGGAGAAGGCCGGAAUCCCGUUGUCCUGGUCAGUGGCACUGGCAAAAAAAUGGUGUUCUCACGCUGAAUGGGUUGGCCUGGACACCAACCCCUUCUCCUCCAUCGUGCGGGCCGGCGGGGCCUUGACAGGCCUGGGGCUCGCCCAGUCCUGGAAGCCCGGCGGAUGGAGGCUCCCCUGGGCCCCGCGGGCUCUCUGCGUGGCCCUCUCGGCCAUGGCCCUCCACCACAUCAACCGCAUCAACCUGCCCAUGGACUACCCCGUCCUCUUCUACACGCUCUUCUUCGUCAAGUACACCAUCGUGCCACAGGUGGUCAUUCUGUUCAUCCCUGGCGUCGUCCAUUUCCUCACCGCCAAAGCCAAGAGGGAUUGAAUACGCUUCCGUCAUCCCCUGGCUGGCAUGUGGGGUUCCAAACGGGCAUCGCUUGAGGGCAUCAAACGCAUCAGAAGCUCUCCAGCGUCUCAGACCAGCAGCUUGCGUUUGAUUGCACAUUUGAGUACUUUUUAGAGCAUCACAGCUUUGGGGCAGCGUACAUACAGUAGGGCACUUAAACCAUCCAUGUUGAGUCACUUCAUCAGGGAAUAGAGCUAAACAUGCUGUUUUUGCUCUUCUUUUCAGCUCAAAGUGUCAGCGGUUGAAAUUGAUUUUAAAUUGAAAGACUGCUGGUGUGUGUAAAUAGCGUUCUGUUGAUGCUUUUUAAAGGGGUUGAGCCUGCCUUGCAAUUAUUCUGGAUAUUUUUCAUUGUUAUUCAUUUUUAUCAUUUUCAAAGACAUUUUUUACCAUCUUAAGUAAAUACCAAAAUGUAACUAGUAUCUGUAAGAAUUACACUUAUUUCCAUCUAUGAAUAACUGGAAAUAUCUCAUCACAAACAUUUAAUCUGUGCCAGACUUUCAAGAGCUCAGUGUUUGGUUAUGUGUACGAGAGACUCCCUCUGCUGGUAGGAACAUAUUAUUGCUCCACAGGAGAACACUGCUGCAGUGCCACUAGUUGCUUUUGAAAAGGAGGAGAGUGCUGAUACUGCUAAAUAUAUGGUGCGCAUGUCCUGCUUGAUUGUGUAGUAGAUACACUUGCAUUUGGGAUCUUUGGCAAAAAAAUGUCUUACAUCUCUCUCUCUCUCUCUCUCUCUCUCUCUCUCUCUCUCUCUCUCUCUCUCUCUCUCUCUCCCUCUCUCUAAGGAAUAGAACAAUUUGAGGAAAAUAAUCCAAUUGCGUUUGUUCUGAAAGAUAUUGCGGUUUGAUUUUCGAUAUAUUUUUUUUUGCUGUACAUGCAUACUGCUGCUCAUGGUGCUUUUUAAAAUGUUGGUCCAUGUUAUUUGUGUUCCCUCAGGAGAUUACCUUGGAAAUCCAGAGUUAUCGCGAGAGCACAAUUUGAGUUUGUUCAGCGACUCACUCUGGCAAUCAGUAAUAAUAGGCUCAUUCGACUUCAUGUAGCCGUUUUAAGAUGACUGCAGACGAGACUAUUUCUGACAUUCUGAUGCGUUUUUCAAACCAGAAUUGGACACACGUCAUGGUUGAAAACGUAUCAGAAUGUCAGAAAUAGUCUCGUCUGCAGACGGCUACAUGAAGUCGAAUGAGCCUAUUGAUGCUCCUUACUCUUUUCCUUGGAGCUGGGCUGCACCAAUCACAUCCGUGUAUCUGAGAAUAGACGGGCCAGUGGCGAGCUAAACAGAUGAUGACAGCGCUGCAACGUCAAAGUCUGGAAUCAGUCAGUAAACAUUGGUCAUAGUAUUAUCCAAUUGUGUGCAUUGAUAUUUUCAGAUGCAUGCUGGGUACUGCCCCUCAAUGCAUUUUUCAUUACUCAUAGCCAGACCCUAAAUCUUUUGUCGAUGUAGGUCUGGAUUCCCAGGCUAUCAGGAUAUAGCAAAACAUUUCUAAAUAAUCAGUCAUAAGCUACACGAUUAGUUACGGCCUAAAAAUCGAUUAAUCUUGCAGCCAAAAAGCAGAGUAGCUUUGUUUGUGUCAGAACUCUGGGCAUACAAAUAAAAUAUUUCUGCGGUAGCCUACAUUCUACUGUAAGUUCUUUUAGCAUCAAACCAAUAGCAAAAUUGGCUGGCGAUUGUAUUCUGCCCUGCAGCUCAGGCUGGAAACCUGCACAAUUCUCUCUCCUGCUUCCUGUCCACGUUUGCUGGAACCAAUCACAAACUGGCAAACCCAGAUCGUUGGUCUGAUUGGUUGAAGGACUAUCCAAGCAUACAGUGAUUUGGCCUAUGCCCAUUGAUCACGCCUCUUGUGCAGUAGAAAUACAGCGCAGACUCACCAGACUACUUUUCGAUCUCAAAAGUUUGAGCUUAGUCUGGUGAUAGCCAGGCUAGAAGAGAGGAACUAAUCAGAGAGAACUCAAAUGCUUGAAUAUCGGUUAGAACAGCUGCAACCUUAGUAUACAGUAAUUGUUCUUAAACAUUUCAUUUUGCUGUUAGGAGACAAUAUCAAUUAACAAAACACUGAAUGGCUACAUUGGUUGUGCGGUGGUGGCUUUCUGUGGUGUUCAAUCACUCAGUGUUGAAUGUUAUAAAGAUACAGAUUCUCAUGUCACAUGAUAAAAACACAUUCGGUUUU